This is a messenger RNA of Protopolystoma xenopodis, 726 nucleotides long. NCBI's taxonomy places the organism in Eukaryota, Metazoa, Platyhelminthes, Monogenea, Polystomatidea, Polystomatidae. The record is from the annotation of a GenBank genome assembly.
AUGGUGCAGCAUCGCUUUUGCUCGAGCUUCCGCAGUAAGCUUGAGCUGCAAACGCCAAAACUAUCAGCAAAACCGACCAGGUCAACUCGACUUUUGACCAACUUCAUAAUGCAUCACGAAAUAAUGAAAACUGUGGAGCAUGUAGAGGCGUAUGUGGGCAUAGUGCCAGAGAUGAUCUUGUGCUUUUCUACCUGCUGCUGUGUGUGCAUGUGUGUGAUUGUGUUUGUUUGUGUGUGUGCGUCCGCUUGCCGGAAGUCCAGCAGCCUCGUGUGGCGGGGCGUCAGUUUGACAUGUGCCCUGCCAGACCUGACAACUGCAUACCGGUUCCACUUUUUGCAGACUCACAGCAUCGCGGGCCUACCGACUUCAGCCACCGCUGCUUCUGCUCCCCUUGCGCCUCCCCUGCUGCUUCAACUGUCCACGUCUGGCACACGUCGCCGUGGAAGUUGUCAGGCCAAAGAGCGUGUGGUGCUGGCGUGGGCGAAGCUGUUUGUUGCACUUCACGGACGAGGCCCACUCUGUUUGGCCCACAGGAACGCGAUUUUUCUGCACACUUUUGUCCACCGUAAAUGCGGACAUGUUGUCAUGCUGUGGAGAGGUCGAUUGCGUAAACUGGCUUCUCUUGUUGUCGUUAUGCGGUUGCCGCGCAAUCCCACCCCAGGAACAGAGAACGAAGAAACUGAGAAUCAACAUGUUCUCUUGCGCGGCCUGCCUUGCAUGGACUAG